UGUGCGUGAGUGGUCACGGCCAAGAGCGCCACUGGAGGUGAUUCCUCGAUCUUGAACUUGGCAGAAAGUGAACGCGAAAGCAGAGUGCCAUCCACUCAGCUUAGCGCCAGCGUCGUCGCCCGCGCUCCUGUUGACGCCACACCGCUGUUACGGACGCCACGCCGCCAUUACGCCAUCUAAAGACACCCGGCAUGCGUUUUUCAUCCGUUCCAUAAGUGCCAUAAGUCAAUUUUCCACACUCUUCGUUUUGCACCCUUUAUUUGAUCCCUAACCGUAAUGGAAUAUUUCUUUGAAUUUUUCGAGCAUUUCCGAAAUGCGGAUUUCGAGACGACGGUUCUCCUCUGUGCCAAAUGCUCCUGUUUAGUGUAGUGUGUUUACAUUCGUGAUAAAUUACUACGUUUGUCCUGUUCAUGAUAAACGAGUGCAUCAUAGUUUCGAUCGAGUUUAAUCAGAAACUUCUUGGUGGUUUCUAGCUUCCGUGCGAACUUCGUUUUAUGUGGUGUGUGAUGUCAGUGAGCGUUUCAUCGAUUUUGGAUUCUUGACUUUGAGUGGACCUUUCAAUCUCCAAUCAAGCCCCGACUGACCGGGGCGUUUAUCAGUGACCAUGUUAGAUGUACCGGCUGUCCCCCCCGUUAUACAUGUUAAAGAUGCCUACAAAUUUUAUGGAUCCGUCCAGGUGCUUGGAGGGAUCACAAUGUCAGUCCAACCGGGAACCAUAUAUGGUUUGCUGGGACCGAGUGGUUGUGGAAAAACCACCCUGAUGAACUGCAUCGUCGGGAGUAACCACAUAGACUCAGGAACCAUUCAAUUCAGUUUCUCUGAACAUAAAGAUCUCGGCUUCAUGCCACAGGUUGAUGCUCCGCUUUGAGCAUGCUUGCAGGAAAUAUCCCUCCAUACCUACUUAAGCAUCAAAGAAGUGAUGAUCUUUUACGGAUACCUGUUCUCUAUGGAUGACGAAAAAAUUAGAGAGAGAGCCAAGCUGUUGUCCGAAAUGCUCGAUUUACCGCCAUUGCACAAAAUGGUUUCAAAUUUAAGUGGUGGACAACAGAGACGGGUAUCCCUAGCUGUAGCUCUAUUGCACGAUCCAAAAGUCUUGAUAUUGGAUGAGCCAACGGUCGGUCUGGAUCCUGUUUUAAGUUCAGCGCUCUGGGAUCGAUUGCAAGAAAUGUCUCAAGCAGGAAAAACCAUCAUCAUAACUACUCAUUACAUCGAGGAGGCUCGCCAAGCAAAUAUGAUCGGGCUAAUGCGAAAUGGACGAAUGCUCAGGGAAGACUCUCCAAAUGCACUUCUACAAAGGUACAACGCGGAAUACCUCGAGGAUGUAUUUCUUGUGCUUUGUGCUCAAGAUAACGAAGCUUCAAAAAAUAUUCAACAAGUUCCAGCGAUCAACUAUAGCAAAUCUACGACUUUCGAAAGUUCAAAAAAAAUUUCCUACGAAAGAGUGAAAGCCCUUGUUUGGAAAAACAUCUGUCUAGCCAAAAGAAAUUUUCUGAUGACGUUAUUCAUAAUCCUUUUACCAAUAGUUUUAAACUGCUGCGUGGAGUUAGCGUACGGGCAUGAUCCCGUUGGACUCCCGAUAGGUUUUAUCAACAAAGAAUUUCAAGACAGCUUGCAAAGGUGUCCCUUGACUUACACCAAUAACUGUGUGCUUGCAAACGACACGCAUUGGGCUAGUUGUGCUUUCAUCCAUGAACUCCGGGAAAAAUCUUAUGAAAUGCGCGAAUACGCGGAUAUCGAGAAAGCCGUGGAGGACUAUGAGAAGAAACGGAUAUGGAGCAUAGUCUCAUUUGCGAGCAAUUACACCGAGUCUUUGACUGAGCGUGUGAAGUUGGGGACCCAGUCGGAAGGCGCUAUAAUCGAAGCUGGCACUGUUACGGCCCAUAUCAGCAGAUGGGAUCAUUUAAUGUAUAUUUUUCUCGUGCGAGAUCUCUACAUGGCGUUAAAUAGAACUAUUGAAAACUCAUUACAAUCUUGCACUAGUUUUGUGAGCCCCGGCGCCUUACGAUCACCGAUGCAGAUGGAUACCCCCGUUUACGGUGGUAUUGGUGUCGAGUUAAUAGUGCAUUUCAUAAUGGGUUUUAAUAUCAUCAAUAUACUUUUCUGUCCGAUGGUCUACUCGUGCGCGUGCAUUCUGGAUGAAAAAGAACAAGGGGUCAUUGACCGAGUUUUGUGCUGUGGUGCAACGAUGAGGGAACUACUAGCAAGUCACUUGUUUUUACAAUUGAUAAUGCUCAUCGUCCAUUGUAUUGAACUGUACAUCGUGACCUACAGCAUUUUCGGUAACCCCCUUGAAGGAAGCUCAUUCUUCAUCAUAGUUAUGUUGGCCAUAACGGCACUAACAGGGGCUCUUGCAGGAACUGUCCUCGGACUGGUAACGGAACAUCUUAUGUUGGCGGUUAAUCUUGGAGUUUCUUUUAAUUUCAUCAUGGCUUACACGUCAGGAUUAUUUUGGCCCCUUCAGGGAGCCCAUCCUGCCAUCAGGGAUUAUCUACCUUACUUGCCAAUCACCGGGACAAUCACAGCGGCACGUAGUAUUUCUCUCAAAGGGCAUGGAUUAAAAAACCUUGAAGUAAUAGGCGGACUCAUUUCAAAUGUCGGAUGGUGUCUUGCAAUGGCUGUUUUGUUGCUGAUAACCGUGAAAACUUGGAAAGGGCCCUGGAACAGUAAGAAGUAGAUCCAGUUUAGGUGGUUGUCGAAACGACAGCAGAGGAACAAAAACCCUCGGAUCUGACAGUGAACUUCCAGAAGGCAUUCGCAGAUUUAAAUGCGACUUUAUCUGGCGUCUACGAAAAGCUAAACGAAGAGACGAAAAAAAAUUUGAGAGACGCCUCGAAGAAAAUUGAAGAAACAGUAUCCGCCAUUAGAACAAAAGGUAUGGAACUGUACGAGGGUCAAAAAACUGAAACUAAGAAAGCUUGAACACCAUUGUUAAGGUGCACAGAUAUUUGAGAGGUAUUAUAAGAUAUGAUAAUGGUGCUUCAUUGUCGAAGACAUACCUACUUAAUAUUUAUUUAUUAUUUCUCUCUUUCUCUCUCUCCCCCUCUUUCCCCUUCCGUUUGAUUAUAAAAUAUAUCACGCCUGGCAAACACAACGGAAUGGAUAGAGAGCAAACACAGCUUUGAUUACCGCUCAAUAAAAAGUAUAUAGCACCUAGAUGCCAUGUUGAGAAUUUGCCUCAUCGCCACAUGAUAAGGCUAGCUUUAUCCAUAAAAGCCUAUUUUUUGGUACAUAUCAAUGGCGUGGAAUAAUAGGCAUGCGAAGGAAAAUAGUACCUGACGUCAAGUUCUGCCUUCUUGCCUGUAAAUUACAGUUGCAAAUAGCUGCAACCCUUUAUUUUAACUUUUCAGGAAACUUCCUUAAAUAUUUAAGUAUCGAGGUAUAUAAUUUAUAUAACUUAUUAUAUUAGUAAUUUAAAAAAUGUUAAGAUUUUAAAGUACCUGACACUUUGAACAAAAACAAAAACUGUACGAUCAGUUAUCCAUGAGAAAAUAAUAUAUAAAAUGAAAUAAAUUCUCGUUAUAAUAAGCGUC
Molecule: messenger RNA, 3530 nt
Organism: Bemisia tabaci
Lineage: Eukaryota; Metazoa; Arthropoda; Insecta; Hemiptera; Aleyrodidae
Source: RefSeq, a predicted model, not a curated record